CAGUCUUCACCCCAUCCAUCCCUACCUCCAUCAUCCCUCUAGCUCCAUCAUCUCCUCCAUCCAUCCCUCUGCCCAUCCCUCCAUUCAUGCCCCCCCAGGGAUGGACCCCGGAGCAGAACCUGUCCCCUCACCAGCCCCCUCCCACCAUCCCCAGGUGUGGCAGAGAUGGAGAAGCUGAAGGACGUCUUCUCCAACGUCAUCUUCUCCCUGGAGCAGAAGGGCAUGGCCAAGGUUCCCUACCAGGUGGCUGUGCCGGAGACCGUGGCGCGGAUCCAGCCGGAGCUGGCUCAGCUGAAACCAGCUCCUGCCUGUGUCCCGCCAUGUGGGUACCAGAAAGACGCCCAGGUCUACAAAUGUGCCUCGUGCAGCCGAGUGGCGUGUCAGCUCCCCCUGGACUGUCCAGGUACGUGCUAA
Chrysemys picta bellii (western painted turtle) is the source of this 414-nucleotide messenger RNA. The record is from RefSeq and is a predicted model, not a curated record. NCBI's taxonomy places the organism in Eukaryota, Metazoa, Chordata, Testudines, Emydidae.